Messenger RNA from Xiphophorus couchianus (Monterrey platyfish), 2911 nucleotides. Its product is annotated as PQ-loop repeat-containing protein 1. The transcript has 6 exons. Gene Ontology annotation, cellular component: trans-Golgi network; endosome. Gene Ontology annotation, biological process: phospholipid translocation; retrograde transport, endosome to Golgi. The record is from RefSeq and is a predicted model, not a curated record. The coding region runs from base 440 to 1174 and encodes 244 amino acids. NCBI's taxonomy places the organism in Eukaryota, Metazoa, Chordata, Actinopteri, Cyprinodontiformes, Poeciliidae.
CCACUCACAAUAUGGCUGCCAGUUGGCGGCAUCUACUCGUGUAUGUCUGUGUUUAAGACGGAGAUUUGGAAAGAAAACUUGAUUCCUCUGGUUUUGUUGGUCCCUCCAGCCUGAGGAACAUCCUGUAAUUAAGGUGUUUAUUCUUAUUUGAAUCUCUCCUCCUACAAACUGCUUCAAAAAUGAUUUCAGACCGAGAAAUGAAAAGAUUAAAAACUUUUCGGAGCGAUGACCGUGUGUGCGCGCGCCCGUGUGCGUCGGGUCGCGCGCUCGCCACUCAGGUUUGAGAGUUGAGAUUUGGAGCAGCAGACAGGAUCCGGUUCGGUGGUUCCAGACCGCAGGAAGGUGGAUGAGCAGGAAGUUAGGAAGAACAUCUGGAAUCUCCUCUGUGUGAAUAUUAAACCUUCUGGACCUCUGGACGCGCUGAGCGCCGAUCGGAGCGAUGGAGGCCCAGGUGUUCAUCCAGGCGGAGGACGCAGAAGGUUCCUGGACGCUGCUGUCCCUGCUGGCGUCCGUCGUCAUGGUGUUCGGCGGCGCCCUGCCCUACAUCCCGCAGUACCAGGAGAUCCAGAGGAGCAGCAACACCGAGGGCUUCUCCACCCGGGUCUGCCUGGUUCUGCUUGUAGCCAACAUCCUGCGGAUAUUCUUCUGGAUAGGGAAGCAGUUCGAGGUGACGCUGCUGCUUCAGAGCGUGGUGAUGAUCCUCACCAUGUUCGCCAUGCUGCACCUCUGCUGCUCCGUCCACAGCUCCAACCGGGUCAGCACCAAGCAGCACCGGCUCACAGAUUUGGACGUUCGUUACUUCUGGAAGUGGAGUGCGUUUGAGGAUUACCUGCUCUUCUGCCUCGGCUUUGCGGCGCUCUGCGCUGUGCUCACGCUGCUGCUGCUGGACUCGGCCGUGUUUGUGGAGGCGCUGGGCUCCCUGGCCGUGACCUUUGAGGCGAUGCUCGCCGUGCCGCAGCUGCUGCAGAACCUGCAGAACCGCUGCACCAGGGGAAUGAGUGUGAAGAUGGUUCUGCUCUGGACGGUCGGCGACGCCUUCAAGACGGCGUACUUCGUGAUGAACGACAGCCCGGCCCAGUUCUGGGUGUGCGGUUCGGUCCAGAUCCUGCUGGACGCCGCCAUCCUGCUGCAGGUUCUGCUGUACGGCCGGGACGGCCGGGCCAAGCUGGGCUGAACCAGGAAACCAGGAGCUGCUGGUCCAGAACCACAUCACAUUUUAAACGCUGGAAAACCAAAGAAAAUGAUUUUAGUGUUUGGUGAAAGAAACUGAACAUCUGCAUUUUUCUCUAUAAAUGCAUUUCUAGUUAUUUUCUACUAUUUAUUGGAACCUUGAGGAUCAUUCAGGGAAUCCUGGAGGGGAACGUCCAGCAGGAACCAGUGGAACCAGUGAGAACACUGGUUCCACUGGUUCCUCUGAUGGACCAGUGGAACCAGAGCGCAGUCCAUCUGUCUGACUGAUGCGUCAUCUGGACGGUUCUUGGCGUGUGCAGCAUCAUGCUGCGGGUGCCUGCAGCAUGUUGAUGGUUCUGUUUUCUGUUUGGAUCCGGUUUGAAUCCGGUUUGGAUUCGGUUUGGAUUCGGUUUGGAUCCGGUUUGGAUUGGGUUUGGAUCGGGUUUGGAUCCGGCUUGGAUCCGGCUUGGAUCCGGCUUGGAUUCGGUUUGGAUUCGGUUUGGAUCCGGUUUGGAUCCGGUGAAGGUUCGUCCGUCUGCGGCUCAAAGUUCAGAGAAUAAUUCAGGGUUUUUAUCACAAUCACUGAACAUUUAACAUUAUUUUUAGUUCCAGGAUUUAAAAUUUUAUGCUGAAUUUAAACGUUUUUUAAUCUUCGUGGCACUGAUAUUUUUCUGUUUUAAUAUUUCAUAUUUUUUAUAGCUUGAAACAGAAUUUGGACAAAGUUUAACGGAGUCGGUCCGACUGAAUUUAAACCGAAACAAAUCAAAUCAAAACAUUUUUUGAGAAACUGCAACACAAAAACAAAAUAAAAUUUUAGAGAAUCUGAAACUAAAGUAUCAAUCUGAUACUGACUUGGUAUCAAUAGUAUUGAUAUUUGGGAUCGAUCAGCUCACCUGUAGCUCUUGUUCUGCGGAUCAUAAACCGUUUUAAUUAGCAAUAAAACCAAAUCAGAAAACCGUCGCUGUGUGAAGGCAGAACCAUCUGUAGCUUUUUGUUUUUUUUAAACUUAUACUUUUAUUAUUUUUAUAGAGCGUUAAUACAUCAAUGGUACAUAACACAGAUGUUCCCAUCUGUAGCUUUAAAAACCAAAGCAGUGGAAAAUGUUGAAAUAAAUAUUUAGCAUGUUGUUUACAUUUCUGGGCCAUUUGUAGUUUUUCUGUUAUAUUUCAGUGAAUAUAUUUGUUUAAUAAAUAAUGCUGAUGGUUUUCUAAACAAUUUAGAUUAAAAUAUUUGAAGAGUUGAAGACAUGGCAGCACAAUGACAGGAAACAGACAUUAAUGUUGUUUUUCUCACCUUUCCUGUUUGUUUCCAUGGUAACCACGCCGCUGUACUCUGAAGCUAUAGUACUGAGUUACCUAGAUCUAUAUCCGCUGUGGGCAUUAAAGACGGAAAUAAUAUAUUAUUAAUAAUCAGAAGUUCAGCACGUUAACCUCUGACCUGAUUUUCUAUCAUGAGACGAUUUUUAUAUUUAUCAACUGAAAAAAAACCCAAUGAAAAUGUAAAAUAUGGUUAAAGUUUAUAUUUGAUGGGUCAUAAAUUAGGUUUGACGGAUUCAGUCACUCGUCAAACGGCGAAUCAGCCGCGUGUUUCUGACGCCUCCAGCUGAUAAACAAGAUUUAUUUUUAUUAACUUUCAGCCUGAACCUGUGAACUGAACGUCAGAUUUAACAGCCAGCAGUUUAUUUUUCUCUUGGUGAAAACAGUUAAAUAUUCCUGAGGAGAAUAAAAUGUGUUUAAAAAGA